Python bivittatus (Burmese python) is the source of this 525-nucleotide messenger RNA. The record is from RefSeq and is a predicted model, not a curated record. Lineage: Eukaryota; Metazoa; Chordata; Lepidosauria; Squamata; Pythonidae.
GUUUCUGCCCAAGUUCCAUGGAUGGCGAGGCGUGCUGUGGUCCGUUCAUCCCUGCUGUCCCCUCCCAGUUACUAUGAAGCGGUACACGAUGGCCGUGGACCUACUAGUCCUGAGUAUCCUUUCUUUAGUGGCUGGUACCACUAUAUGGGUCAGGAACCUCUUUCAUACAAGCGACGUGGAGGCAUUGUGGAUCAACGCGAUAUCAUCAUGGCCCAUCAGGCCCACAAAAUCCACAACACACCACAGGCAAAGCGGAAGGAGUGGGAGAUGGCUCGGUUUGGAGAUGAGGUGCCAGCCCGCUAUGGGGCAGGAGGUUCAGGGGGAGCUGGCUCUGGAACAGCAGGCGGCGGAGGUGGCCGGGGUGCUGGGGGCGUUCGGCAAGGUGGUCCCCCAGGGGCCCAGAGGAUAUAUAAACAGUCGAUGGCCCAGCGAGCCCGUACCAUGGCACUCUACAACCCCAUUCCUGUUCGGCAGAACUGUCUGACUGUCAACCGCUCCCUCUUCCUCUUCAGCGAAGACAACGUG